Molecule: messenger RNA, 2609 nt
Organism: Phycodurus eques (leafy seadragon)
Lineage: Eukaryota; Metazoa; Chordata; Actinopteri; Syngnathiformes; Syngnathidae
Product: actin nucleation-promoting factor WASL-like
Exons: 11
Coding region: 370-1959 (529 amino acids)
Biological process (GO): actin filament organization
Molecular function (GO): actin binding
Source: RefSeq, a predicted model, not a curated record
GUAGUUGCCAUGUUGGAUGGCCGCAUCGUCGCUGCGGCUGCUUCACUUUGAACGAUGAAAUUCUCGAGUUUCUCCGUCUGAAAAUACGAACCACGGGCGAUUAUUUGUCGUAAACCACAUUGCAGCGACGAAUCGAGUCGUUUUGCGAACAAGCUGUGGUCCAAGGAGACACGCCCGGUCGUUGGCCGCCCUCCAAAGCUAGGCAAGCCUGGCCGCAAAUCGGCGGCGAUGAUCCGGCUGAUGGAGGCCACAGCGCCCGCAGCCCGCAUGGACGUCGUGUGAAUUUCGUCGGUUUUUUUGUUUUUUUGUGUGUUUCCUCGGGCUACUUCCACGUCCUUUUGGGGGGGGGGGGGCCUCCGCUCACAGGCCAUGAACAGCCACCCGCUGCCCCGCCGGGUCGCCAACGUGGGCUCCCUGCUGCUCACCCCGCAGGAGAACGACUGCCUGUUCGGCUACCUGGGCAGGAAAUGUGCGACGUUGUGUUCGGCGGUGGUUCAGGUGUACGCUGCCGAGCGGACGUGCGGCUGGCUGAAGAAAUGCUGCGGCGUGGUGUGCCUGGUCAAGGACAACCCGCAGAGGUCGUACUUCAUUCGAGUCUUCGACAUCAAGGAGGGCAAGACCAUGUUCGAGCAGGAGCUGUACCACAACUUCUCCAUCAGCUGUGCCAGGUCUUACUUCGUCUCCUUUGUGGGAGAUAGCAACCAGAUCGGUUUAAACUUCGCCAGCGAGGAAGAAGCCAAACGCUUCCGAGCGUCCGUCAACGAGCUGCUCGGCCGCAGGCAACGCAAGACCGAGAAAAACGGUGUGUCUAAAAAUGGUCCGACGCUGCACAUGGCCACGGUGGACAUAAAAAAUCCGGAGAUCAACAAUGCGCGCCUGCUCAACACCCUCGGCUCGCAGUACCACGUCAACAAUGUGCUGAGUCACAAGAAGGACAAAAAGAACAAAGUAAAGAAGAAGAAGCUGACCAAGGCCGACAUUGGCACGCCCAGCAACUUCCAGCACAUCGGUCACGUGGGCUGGGACCCAAACACGGGCUUUGAUCUGAACAACUUGGACCCGGAGCUGAAGAACCUGUUUGACAUGUGCGGCAUCUCAGAGGCGCAACUGAAGGACCGAGAAACCUCCAAGGUCAUCUACGACUUCAUCGAGAAGAAAGGCGGCGUCGAGGCCGUCAAGAAUGAGCUGAGGAGGCAGGCGCCCCCUCCGCCCCCCUCUCGGGGAGGCCCCGCUCCUCCUCCUCCACCUCCGCCCUCGCACAGCUCCGCCCCGCCUCCCCCGCCUCCCCCGUCCAGAGGAGGCCGCGGGGCACCUCCCCCUCCCCCGCCCCCGUCCCGCGCCCCCUCCUCCGCACCUCCGCCCCCGCCCCCUACCAGGCCGGGUACUUUGGGUGCACCGCCCCCUCCUCCCAGCAGGGGAGGCCCUCACCAGCACCACCUUCAGCCUCCGCUUUCUUCGAACUCUUCCCCGCAAACGUCGCCGCCUCCUCCUCCCCCGCCAGCCCACCGGUCCCCGGUGAAUCGAGGCACCUCGGCCGCCCCCGCACCCGCCCCGCCCGCUCCCCCUCCUCCUCCGCCACCCCCUCCUCCGCCGCCGGAGUUGGAUGCCGUUCGGAGCGACGCGCCUUGCUCGCCGCAGCCCCACGGGAAGUCUGCGCUGCUGGAGCAGAUCCGGGGCGGCGCCCAGCUGAAGAAGGUGGAGCAGAACCACAGAGAGCCGCCACCCAGCGGCACCGCCGGAAGGGACGCGCUGCUGGACCAGAUACGCCAGGGCAUCCGGCUCAAGACGGUGUCGGAUCAUCAGGAGUCCGGCGCCCCGACGCCGGGGCCCACCGCGGGCAUCGUGGGCGCCCUCAUGGAAGUCAUGCAGAAGCGGAGCAAAGCCAUCCACUCUUCAGAAGACGAAGAUGACGACGACGAGGAAGAAGACUUUGAGGACGACGACGAGUGGGACGACUGAAAACAUAAUUUUCCAGAAGCGGGCUCCAAUUGUACAAAUGUUGCGUGUAUUUAUUUUGACUUGUUUGCGCUUUUUUUAAAUUAUUGUCACUUCCGUUAAAGCUAACGCGUCAUCGUCGUCGCCGUAGUUAGGCAGCCAUCUUGAGAACACACUUCCCCCGUCGUGAAGACAUUUCAGCGUUUUUUUUUUUUGUUUUUGUUUUUUUUGUACGAGUCUUGUUUUUUUUUUCUUUUUUUUUUCCCCCCCCCCCCUUAACGUUUUUCCCGCCUGCAGAGGCUCUUAGCCGUCAUCUUAUUUUCCCUCUCCAAGACCAAAAUGCUACAGUUAAGCUACUUUUUUUAUGAUGAUGAUUAUUGUUAUUAAUGUGACUGAGGCGUUCAUUUGCACAAGCAUUGUUCGUUUUUUUUUUUCGUGUCUUCACCCGAUGGCAUUUUAUUUCCAGCAUUCAAAAGUUCCAUCUCUGGCAUCCGAUUGGUCUGCCGGGCGCGUGGCUAUGUCAUGUUCUUAUGCAAAGCGAAUAACAGUGAACCAAAAUGUAGACCGUGAAAAAAUAUAAUCACCGUUUUGUUUUUAACUACACCGGCCAGGCCAAACUAUAUGUGGAGAGAUACUAAAUUGUAUACUUAAUAAAUGUUAAUAUUUACAGUCAA